Messenger RNA from Bicyclus anynana (squinting bush brown), 2972 nucleotides. Its product is annotated as protein rolling stone-like. Gene Ontology annotation, cellular component: membrane. The coding region runs from base 253 to 1050 and encodes 265 amino acids. The record is from RefSeq and is a predicted model, not a curated record. The transcript is spliced from 4 exons. NCBI's taxonomy places the organism in Eukaryota, Metazoa, Arthropoda, Insecta, Lepidoptera, Nymphalidae.
AGAAUCUUUGAUUUUAGCUUAGUAGUAUCUGCCUAACUAUAGGUUAUUUUCUACAUAGCUCGAGUGGACAAUGUAGUGUGAAAUGAUUUGUUCACAGCACAGUCCAUAGCAUCGAUCGCAAAUCUUAUCAGUAGGUAAUAGUAGCAGAUAAGUUUCGUACAAUUUCUGUAUUUACAACCUGACUGGUCCCUCCAACCUCAAAACGGUUAGUUUAUAUUUAAACGUGUAACCAUCAGGUCUAGUUUUUUAAAAAUGGGUGCAAUAAGGAGCUACUUUAAACAACAGUUUCAAUAUCGGAUGUGGACGUUACAAUACGAAACAUCAUCGGAUUUCUACUUAAGUUGCUUUCAAAGAAAUUUUUCAGCAUUACCUCUAUUGCUUAUCAGGGGGAUCCUAUUUAUUGGGUGUUUAGCCAUAGUGUUAGCGUCGAUUAUUCUAACGUCACAACUCGGCGCUGGGCCAUAUUGGCCGAUAUAUUUAACCCAUUGGGGUCUUCUGUUUAUAACUUUUGCAAGUGGUUUUGGAUUUGCAGUUUCAUAUGUAGCACACUUCCAAGGAUCCAUUGAUGAUACGUACGGACUGCCAUGGUACGUCAAAGUUUACUGGGUGAUGUAUAACAUAGCGAUCUCAUUGGCAUUCUUCAUCACCAUUUUCUACUGGAUAUUUUUAGCUAAUGCCGAUGAAGAUUUCGCCGUAGACCCGACCCUAGACUACUUCAUACACUUAGUGAACAGUAUUCUGAUGCUAGUCCUUCUGCUCACCGCCCGCCAGCCAUGCAAUGUGCUGCAUUUCUACUUCCUCAUCAUACUUGCUGCCGUCUAUGUCAUAUUCACUGCGAUAUAUUACGCUGCUGGAGGAACCGAUCCGUUUGGACAUAACUUCAUAUACCCUGUACUGGAUUGGUCCAACCCGGGCCCUGCGGUGAUUAUGUUGAUCAUUUCACUCGCCAUGGUGACUGUGAUCCACUUCAUCACAGUAUUACUGAGUCUAGCCAGGGAUGCCAUCGGUCGUUGUUCUCGAAACGAGAAUACAUUUGACCUCGCCUAUUAAUACUCUCAAAAACAAUACUUAUGUGUUUAUGUUUAUGUAUUUUUACUCAAAUAACCAAUUUUGUUAUUUGCAGCAAGUAGUAUAUAAAUGUUGAUUAGCUUUAGGAAUAACGUAAAUAACGUAAAAUCUCACUGUUACUAUCGUGUUAACGUAAACGCGAAUUUCUAAGAAAUUGAAACAGCGCCAUCUAGUGGCACUACUGGACAACUGUUUCAAUUCCAUAUGAAUUCGCGUUUACGUCAACGCGAUAGUAACAGUAUGCAAAUAUUGAAAACUCCCACUAGGCACACUGACCUGCCUUCCGAUCCGGUGGGGGUCUUUACAAAUAAUCAAAUUGGACGUUUCAAAAGGCCUACUUGAAAUAAAAAAAUUGACACUAUUAGCCUAUCGCAGAUACGCAAGAUAGGUUUCUCAUAUGCAUUGUGCAUGUGCUUGCUAUACGAGUAUAGGUACACAGCAAAUCUAAUUAAGUAACCGCUCCAGAAGCUCUCUAUUCAGAGCUCUGUCUGAACAAGGACUUUUCCAUUAGCGUUCAUUCACACAAGCAGCAACUGCUACCGACGACAGCAGUCGGCAAUGUCUCAGCGGCAGUCGACGGCAGUCAACUUCAGUCGACUGCAAUCGGCGACGUCUCAACGACAGUCGACGGCGGUCGCCGACUGCAGUCGACUGCCGUUGAUUGCCGUCAAUGUAAAUGAACCCUUAUGUACAGACUACAGUUUGUGUCUACUUCUUGGUGCCUAGCCGUGCACUGUGCUAUCUGUGUUUAUCUAGUAACAAAGAAAAUAUAAUUUUAUAGAAUCUACAAUGAUUACUUUAGAUAUAGUAUACGUGAAUUAUUAUGUCAUCAUUAUAAUAUUUUUAUUAAUUCAUAACUUGAGAUAUGAGUCUAGAUAAAAAUAUUUAUAGAGAAUGGCUUCCUUAUGAUUUUAUUUAUUAUCUACUAUAACGGUCUUAUACGAUAUUAUAUUUUUAAGUUAAGUAUAAAUUGUGAGCGAAAUACAUAUAUUUAACUUAAUUUAGUUUUGGAACUUCGUAUUUCACGAUGACUACAAAAAUUUAUUUAUAUGUAGUACAUACAGUAUUUCAGGUAAAUCCGUAAAAUUAAAAUUUAAAGUUAACUAUUUUUGAACGGUUUAAGUUGUCUAAUACGAUUCUUUCAGGGAAUUUCCCGAAAUAGUUUGACAAAAUUUUCAAAAAAUUGAGUUUUUCAUAUUAGCUCUUAAAGGCCAAUGAUUGGAAUAACUGACUUAAUGUUCUCGAGAAAGCACCUUGUCUGAUAUCAGACAGAAGAAGGCUUAGAACUGCCCUAUCUAUGACCACAAAACUGAUGUUUGCUACAACUCCAUUAUUCGACGCUAACCCUGAAGACAUUCCCGCGAGUCAUUUUGUGAAUCUAACCCUAAAAGAAAACUUUUUCUCCAAACCUCAGAUUAUUAUUGAACAGUAUAUAAGUCCCAAACCUAACGUUAUGUAAUAGGCUAUAGCUAAUGUAUAGCUAUGACGUCAUAACAAUAUAAAUAUGGCGGAUACGGCACGCCAAUUGACGUCGUUUGAAGGCUACUAGGAGCAUGCUGGUUACUGCUCUUUAUAUGUAUGCCCUGACCAUAUUGCCUAUUUUUUACAGUACUUAUCUGGACUUCCAAAUAUUUGUAUUAAGUAUAAUUUUGUAUUAUAAUUUACACGUACAAUGGGUACUAUCUUUUACUUGUAGUUUCGAAAUAACGAUUAAAAAUUACACACAUAAAUAAAUAAAUGAAUGAACAUGGAAUUUUUAUAAAUACAUAACCUAUUAUUAUGGAAAUUUAAAUAUUUGUAGGUAGCUAUUUAGUUACAAUUAAUUAUUAUCAAUUGUAUAAUAACACUAUCAUAAUUAAUGUGAAUAUUAGUGUAAAUAUUAUAAGAAUGAGAUUUUUAGACAU